This is a messenger RNA of Grammomys surdaster, 2499 nucleotides long. Its product is annotated as cactin-like. NCBI's taxonomy places the organism in Eukaryota, Metazoa, Chordata, Mammalia, Rodentia, Muridae. The record is from RefSeq and is a predicted model, not a curated record. The coding region runs from base 1 to 2499 and encodes 832 amino acids. The transcript has 4 exons. Gene Ontology annotation, biological process: negative regulation of innate immune response; mRNA cis splicing, via spliceosome. Gene Ontology annotation, molecular function: protein binding. Gene Ontology annotation, cellular component: spliceosomal complex; cytoplasm.
AUGCCGGAAUGGAAAAACAGGCCUGCUCUUCACCGAGCGUCUGCUGAGAGGUUUUCAGAUGUGGAAACAGGUGGUCUGGGACUGGAUCAUCUGGAGAUCAGGCCCAGAGCCUCAAACAUGUCAGACAAGCACUCUACCAUGGAGCUAAAUUCCAAGCUAAGUAAUGAUUCUUUGUGCAUAACAGAGCUCACAGGAGAGCCAGGAUCUGAUAUGAAUGCCCACAGAGAAGAAAGUGAUCCUCAGUCAGUGGCAGAAGCAGCGGAGCUGGAGGCAGAGCUACACGUAGAGCAGGCAAAGGCGACUGGAACACGGGUGACAACACGCACUCAAGCCGCGCAGCCAGGGGCGCAGAGUCGGAGGAUCAGCCAAAGAGGACCGGAACACGAGGGAAGACGCGAACUCAAGCCGCGCAGCCAGGGGCGCAGGUCGGAUCCAGAAGAAGAUUGGCAGUCUAAGAGGCGAAGCUGGAGCAGCCUUCGGCCACCCCAGUGGCACUCACAGGACCAGUCUUCACACUCAGACUCUGGUGAGAAGCAGGCACAGGGCUCCCAGGCCCUGAAGGCUUCCAGGCUUUCUUUGUCGCGGGAGUCAUCUGCAUCUAACUCAGAUUCCCCAAGAAUCUCCCAGAGCCCCAGGGCUGCAGCCAUGGCCACGAGCCUGCCGCAGAGCGCACAGGAACAAUUGUGGCUUCGUGAGGAGCGCAAGCAGCAAGAAAAGCUGCUCAAGGCCUUGGAGACACCUGAGGAGAAGCGCACACGAAGACUGGCCAAGAAAGAAGCUAAAGAGCGCAAGAGGCGCCUGAAGAUGGGUUGGGAUGAGGAUUACAUGGGCUACAGCAAUAGCGACAACCCUUUUGGAGACAACAACCUGCUGGACACCUUCAUCUGGAGGAAGGCAUUGGAGAAGAAAGACAUCAGCCAUCUGGGAGAGAAGCAGCUGAAGGAGCGCACCAAGAGGAUCCAGGAGGAGAGCCGGCUAGAGCUGCAGAAGGUCAAACGGCUGCGGCAAGAGCGGGAACGGGAGAAAGCCCUGAGGGAGCACGAGCUGGAGUGGCUGCAGCGAGAGAAAGAGGCGGAGCACUUUAGGACCUGGGAGGAGCAGGAGCACAGCUUCCACUUGAGGCAGGCCAAGCUUCGCUCCAAGAUCCGAAUCCGGGAUGGGCGGGCCAAGCCCAUCGACCUGCUGGCCAAGUACAUCAGCAGAGAAGACGACUUUGACCUGGCGGUGGAGAUACACGAACCCUACACGUUUCUCAACGGCCUCACGGUGACAGACAUGGAAGACCUGCUAGAGGACAUCCAGGUGUUUAUGGAACUGGAGCAGGGCAAGAACGUGGACUUCUGGAGGGACAUGAUGACCAUCACAGAGGAUGAGAUCGCCAAGCUGCGCAAGCUGGAGGCCUCUGGCCAGGAUCCAGGCGAACGCCGUGAGGGGGUCAACCCCUCGGUCAGCUCCGAUGUGCAGUCGGUGUUCCAGGGAAAGACUUACAACCAGCUGCAGGGCAUCUUUCAGGGUAUAGAGGGCAAGAUCCGUGCCGGCGGCCCCAACCUCGACAUGGGCUACUGGGAGAGCCUGCUGCAGCAGUUGCGUGCACACAUGGCCAAGGCCAGGCUGCGUGAGCGCCAUCAACAUCUUCUAAAACAGAAAUUGAUCCGACUGAAGCAGGGGCAGGGUGUGGAGAGCGAGUCGCGCUUCCCAAUUCUCAAGUCAGAGCCCAGGGCCACCCACAGCCCCGAACCUGAGGAGCGACCCAUCAGUCCCGGGACUUCAGUAGACCCAGUGGACCCCGUGGAACCCGAAGAGGACACAACAGCGGAAGAGGCAGGCAGCGAGGCAGUGCUGAUGAAGGAGGACCUGAUCGGGCAGAGUCUGUCCGACUACGACGCCGGCCGCUACAGCCCGCGGAUGCUCAGAGCGCACGAGCUGCCUGUGGACGCGCAUGUGCUGGAGCCGCACGAGGACCUGCAGCGCAUGCAGCUGUCUCGCCAGCAACUUCAGGCUCCAGGGGAUGCGAGCCAGAGCGCCGAGGACAUCUUCUUCCGGCAUGCGAGGGAGGGCAUGGGGCAGGACGAGGCGCAGUUCAGCGUGGAGAUGCCACUGGGUGGCCGCUCCUACCUGUGGGCCGACAAGUACCGGCCUCGCAAGCCGCGCUACUUCAACCGCGUGCACACGGGCUUCGAGUGGAACAGAUACAACCGGACGCAUUACGAUGUGGACAACCCUCCGCCCAAGAUCGUGCAGGGCUACAAAUUUAACAUCUUCUACCCGGACCUCAUCAUCCGGAAGCACGCCACGCCCGAGUACUUCCUGGAGGACUGCGCAGACAACCCGGACUUUGCCAUCCUGCGCUUCCACGCGGGCCCGCCCUACGAGGACAUCGCCUUCAAGAUCGUCAGGCGCGAGUGGGAUCACUCGCACCGCCAUGGCUUCCGCUGCCAGUUCGCCAACGGAAUCUUCCAGCUCUGGUUCCACUUCAAGCGCUACCACUACCGCCGCUGA